AUGAUGUUUGGUUGGCGUGAAGCGUUAAUUACUGCGAUUUUCGCCGGACUUAUGGUGAUCAUUUUCUUGAUUCUGAUGAUUCGUCGAAAGUCUAAUUUAAGGAGUGUUGCAACACAGCGCCAUGAACAAGAAGUCAGAGGAGUCGAAACAGAGGUUAAAACGACACCGUUACAGACAGAAGAAAACAGCAAGAGAAGGCUAAGUUCUCAUUUCUUCCGCCGUGGUUCGUCUACAAAAUCUUUCUUCAAUUGGGCUGAUCAUCCAGCUUUGAUCACCGACGCUGUCGAGAAUGGAUGGUCACGAUUUGCCUUUAAUAGUCACGUGUCGAGUUCUCCGUCUGUUAGAUCAUCUUUAUUUGGGAGUCUGCGACUUACAGGGGAUUUUUACAGCAGCAGAGAAAAUAGCAGUAGCAGUAUUAAUAACUCGACUAGUAUUAAUGAGGUUGAAGAGAGUUGGGAAAUUGGUUCAGGAUCAGUUGAUUUUAUGCAAAAGUUGUCCUUCAAAAUAAAAGGCUUAAACCAUGGUGGUGGAGCCGUGGCUGCAAGUUUAUCUUCGGUGGCGAAAUCGGUGGGGAGGAUGGCGUUACCUUUGCCAGGGCCACCAAUGGUUCAAUCCUUUCCGCAAGAAGCGUAUUUUGAGAUAAAUGUUUUGAACUCAAAUGAAGAUAAUGUUAAGUUUACUGGUGAAGGUGAAAAAACGAAGCUGCUGUUUCAGCGGAGUUUUUCUUCUACGGCAAGUUCGGGGAUUGGUAAGACGCAGGAAGGGUUGUUUCAUGUGAGUAGUAGCCGAGGGUCUCACUUGUUAGAGGAGUUGAAAAUCGGUGGUGGUUGCCGAAGAGGAGGAGGAGGUGGUGGUGGUGUGAAUAUAUCAAUAGGACUGAGUGUUGGGGGUUUUGUAACGACUAGGAUUCCUGGGAGCUAUCCUGGCUCUAUUGGAUUCAAUUCUGAUGGUUCUGUUUUUCUUGGAGUGGGAAGCCGAGUUACAAUUUGGGCUCCACUUUUCUAG
Molecule: messenger RNA, 1005 nt
Organism: Chenopodium quinoa (quinoa)
Lineage: Eukaryota; Viridiplantae; Streptophyta; Magnoliopsida; Caryophyllales; Amaranthaceae
Exons: 2
Coding region: 1-1005 (334 amino acids)
Source: RefSeq, a predicted model, not a curated record